Chara braunii is the source of this 1644-nucleotide messenger RNA. Lineage: Eukaryota; Viridiplantae; Streptophyta; Charophyceae; Charales; Characeae. The record is from the annotation of a GenBank genome assembly.
GUCGACGCUGGUUGGAAGGAGGUUGAGCAGCACGGCUCCGAGCGUGAAUGUGCCCACGCGCAGUGUGCCCACCCUCCACUCGGGGACCACACCUGCAUUCGCCGUCGGGGGCCAUGGACAGGGCUCGGAGGCCAUUGGCUGCCGUCAUGCAUCCACGUAGGCGCAACCUCGGACGUGGCAGGAUUGCUCCUGUGCGCGACAUUGCACAAACGGCGGUGGCGUUGGCAGUUGUGUGGCACAUCCAAGAGAUGGAGGCGGUUUUGCUGAUUCUGAUGGUUCUCAUACGCCGAUGGACCCGAUCCAGGCGGCGGUCUGCAAUCCGCAAUUCAGUUGUUCUUGCUUCCGCCAUGGCAUUGUUGACGGGAGCCAUGGAUGCAAUUUGCGGGGAAACAAGCGUUCGUAGGUGGUGGGUGAAGCCUCGGGCUGGGGGUGCAUGGCAGAACAUGCUGAGAGAUGAUGAUGCCGGUGCCGAUUACUGGUACGACAACGUCAGGAUGGGCGAGGACACGUUUCGCGGCAUUCUGGCGACGGUGCAGCCGUUUCUGGAGAGGACGCCGACACAUUACAGGAAUCCAACCCCUCCAGACCAGUUGCUGGCAUACGCAUUGUAUCGGUGGGCAACCGGGGAGUCUUUCGAACAUUCUGCAACUGCCUUCGGGUUGGGCCGCGAGACGGGGCGCAUUGCGGUUCUUGAUGUGACAAGGUCCAUUCUGCAGGCGUAUCCGGAUGAGGUGGCAUUUCCAACUGGCCAAAGGCGUGUUGAAGCUUUCGCGAAAUUUGCAAGAAAGGGCUUCCCUUCAUGCUAUGGAGCCAUAGACUGCACCCAUCUUGGCAUAGACAAACCUGCGGGUGUUCGGGCAAGAGCGUAUUGCAAUCGAAAUCGUAAGUACUCGAUAGUGGCGCAGGUUGUGUGCGGCGCCGAUCUGCGGAUAUAUGACGUGUUUGUGGGGUGGCCCGGGUCCGUGCAUGACUCCAGGAUUCUGCGGAACUCGACACUUUGGCGAAGAGCAGAGAGCGGACAAUUGUUCACCUCCGACCCGGUUGAGCUCCCACGCCACGUCCGCACACGGGGAUACCUGCUAGGGGACAACGGCUACCCGUCCCUGCCAUGGUUGGUUGUUCCGUACGGCGGCCAACACCCGGAUGAGAGCAAUGAGAAAGUGUUUGAUGACACCCAGAAGUUGCAGCGUGGCUGCAUCGAGAGAGCAUUCGGUCGUUUGAAAAACAUGUGGAGGAUGUUCCUCCGAACCCACAAGCCCCACAUCAAGUCGUUGAUGUUGCAGUUUCGGGCUGUAUGCGUCAUCCACAAUCUUCUCAUCAACGCGGGGGUUGUCAUGGACCCAAGACUGAACAGGCGUGAUGAUGAGUCCUCUGAUGACGAGGACGACCGUCCUGAGCCCCCCCCGCCCAAUUUUACCGUGGAGGAGGCACGGAGAGAAGGUCACAUUCUCCGCCAUGCAUUGUGUGCGCAUGUCGCAGCCCACACCAGGGAGCGCCUGCUGCGGGCGGCCGCGCAUGGGGUUGGAGUCAACCCUCGCAUUUGAGUGUGACGACGUGGAGAGAGAGAGAGAGAGAGAGAGAGAGAGAGAGAGAGAGAGAGAGAGAGAGAGAGAGAGAGAGAGAGAGAGAGAGAGAGAGAGAGAG